Messenger RNA from Dioscorea cayenensis subsp. rotundata (Guinea yam), 1120 nucleotides. RefSeq names its product protein WAVE-DAMPENED 2-like. Gene Ontology annotation, molecular function: microtubule binding. Gene Ontology annotation, biological process: microtubule cytoskeleton organization. Bases 156 to 1052 code for a protein of 298 amino acids. The transcript has 8 exons. The record is from RefSeq and is a predicted model, not a curated record. NCBI's taxonomy places the organism in Eukaryota, Viridiplantae, Streptophyta, Magnoliopsida, Dioscoreales, Dioscoreaceae.
CAAGUGCCCAUUGAUCCCGGAACAACUUUCCUUCCUCUACUAUCUAUUAUAUAUAUAUAUAUAUAUAUAUACUCCUCCAAUGAUCUCUCACCAUUCUUCUUUCCUAAGGAUUCCCAAUACCUUCAGGAAUUUGAACAGGAACCAAACUUGCGGAAAUGAGCAAGAACAAAGAUGUAGUUGAGUGCCUUUCCGCGAAAACUUCUGGUAGCCCUCAGUUUGCCGAAUCCCCGGUUGAGAAGAAAAAGGUUGAAUUUAAAGAACCUAAUAAUGAUCAGGAGAACCCAGACUCUCCGACGAAAUCAUCAUCAAGACCAGUUAAUGGUAUAACUGUACGGUUAAAUUACACAAUUCCUCAACCUUUUGAUUUAGCAACUGAAAGACGCGCGGUUGGCGCUUGCAAUGGACACAAAGCUCCAAAUGUUAAUAAUUUGGAAUCAUCAAACUCUCCGAAGAAGUCUCAACCAAACUCACCCGACAAAUCGAGGAAGUCAUUACAACCUGAUCACGCAAAGCACUCGGAAGAUGAUACUUGUUCGAUAGCUUCUGAAAGAAUCACUAAACCCAGGACAACAGUACCAACAGCCCCUGUAUUUAGAUCCAGUGAACGCGCCGAGAAAAGGAAAGAGUUUAACUCCUGGUUAGAAGAGAAACAACAAGCUUUAGAAUUGGAAAGAUUGGAAUCUGAACAAAAGCUAAAGGAGGAGCAAGAUGCAGCCAUUAAAGAACUUCGGAAAACUCUUGUUUUCAGAGCUAAUCCAAUGCCGAAUUUCUACCAUGAGGCACCUCCAUCAAAGGUUGAACUUAAAAAGCCACCUCCAACACGCGCGAAAUCACCAAAGCUCGGACGAAGAUCGAGCUGUGGUGAUGCUGUCAAUGUAUCUCCGGCAGAUAACAAUGCCGGACUUUGCAGUCGAUCUAAUCGUCACAGUUUGGAUGCUCACAAAGAAUGUGUCAAAAAAUCUUCACAUCAUGUUAAGAAAGAAGAUGCAGAAAUAAAAGAAACAGAAAACUCUGAAGAUGUUGAGCAAAACAAUGAUGCAGUUGAUUGUUGAUAUUACUGUGAAUUCUUUAUAAGUUUUCCUGCUUGUAUGAAGUUUGAUCAAAUUUUUAAAUCUGAAUG